Molecule: messenger RNA, 735 nt
Organism: Rotaria sp. Silwood1
Lineage: Eukaryota; Metazoa; Rotifera; Eurotatoria; Philodinida; Philodinidae
Source: the annotation of a GenBank genome assembly
AUGCCACAUGCCGAAAAAGCACAUUCAGUCUCAGGUGUCCGUAGUGUAUUUAAUGGUAUUGGAUCUCAAACAAUGUUUGCUGCACAAACUGGAUUUAUACCAGACCUUACUGCAGGAGAAAUUCUUGUCAAAGUUCGUUUAGCGUCAAUCUGUAUGAGUGAUGUACAUACGAUUACAGGUCAGCGUAUUGAACCGACACCAAGAGCAAAACCAUGUAGAGGUGAUGGAAUGCUUGGUUUAUAUACAUGUGCAGCUCUUCGUGAACAUGGUUUUGAAAGAGUUUAUUGUUCUGGAACUCGUUUACAACGUUCAACAUUUAUAGAACAAUUUGGUGCUAUUCCACUUUAUAGUGACGAAAUACUUGAAGAAGAAACAAACAAGAUUGAUGUUGUUGUUGAAGUAUGUGGUGUACCAAAUGUGGUCAAUGAUGGUUUAAGAUUAUUGAAACCUGGUGGACUAUAUCUUUUUGUUGGUAUGGUUCAUCCACAUUCACAAUUGAAUAUUACGGGAGAACAAAUUAUUCGUAAAUGUUUGACUAUCAAAGGUAUUCAUAAUUAUGCUCCACGUCAUCUUGAUCAUGCUGUUCAAUUUCUUGAGAAAACAAUAAAAAAGUAUCCUUAUGAAGAAGUAAUUGGACCAACUUAUGAUUUAUCUGAUUUAUCACGUGCUAUGCAAAUUGCUAUUGAAAAACGUUAUGGUCGAGUUUUAGUUAAGCCAAAUGUGCUAACAUCAUGA